Agrilus planipennis (emerald ash borer) is the source of this 10894-nucleotide messenger RNA. It is a transcript of the gene nonC, whose product is annotated as serine/threonine-protein kinase SMG1. The transcript is spliced from 8 exons. The record is from RefSeq and is a predicted model, not a curated record. Gene Ontology annotation, cellular component: TORC1 complex; TORC2 complex; nucleus. Gene Ontology annotation, biological process: negative regulation of macroautophagy; phosphorylation; TOR signaling. Gene Ontology annotation, molecular function: protein binding; protein serine/threonine kinase activity. The coding region runs from base 185 to 10540 and encodes 3451 amino acids. Lineage: Eukaryota; Metazoa; Arthropoda; Insecta; Coleoptera; Buprestidae.
GAUGAUCAUAGUGAUACAUCAAAUUUCGCAAAAAUGGUAAACUUAAAAUUUGACAUUUGUGUUGUAAUUCAUAAUUUAUUUGUGGCUUUUGUUAAUAAAAGCAUAAAAAGUUGUUGUUAAAAUUAAAUUGUCAGAUAUUUCUCCUGUGCUAGCUACCAAAAACUGCCGGUAUGUCAUCUAAGUGAUGUUAUCGAACACUGUGUCGUACAAAUUAAAAGCUUCAAGGAGCUUAAAGGAUAUUCAAGAUUAUUCGAAUCAGCAAGGAGUAGACGGUAAUGAAAACGAAAACUUAGCCGAGGAUGCGUCCGGCGAUUCUGGUCGUCGUCCUAUAAUUUUUAGUUCGAGGGACGGACGAUACAAGAACCCCAAAGUUCGUCAUACAGACUUUAAACCGUCGAGGGGGGCACCGAUAGAACGCAGAGGAUAUAAAAGCAGGGGAGGCCUGUCUUCCAGACGCGAUCGUGAGUAUUCUGAGAGCGCUACUGGUGGCAUAUUUACCGGCUCUCGCAAAUAUUAUAGUUCUUUAAACCGUAGUGCAGAUAUAGAUGCACAACGUUCGAAAUUUUACGAAUCAGAUAAGAAAAAUGAGAUAAAAUUUAAUUUGCCUGAGGAUACACGAAUAUCUAAAUUAUUACGACGUCUAAGUACUGAAAAUGAUCAAGAAAACUCAUUGGUAAUUUCAAAGAAAUUAUUGGAAGUGUUAUUAAUACCUGAUAAUGCUACUUAUGUUCGUAAGGCAUUUCAUAUAUUAGGAGAUUCAAUGUUAGACAUUUUAUAUGUGGCGCCGGGUUCUUUAGCCAAGCAACAAGCAGCAAGGGCUCUGGGAAGGAUGGGUUACAUAAUGGCCCAAGAAAACGAUUUUGGUAGAUAUAUGAACUGGAUGUUUUCAAAAAUGGAGACAGAAUCAGACGAAAUACGUUUUCUUUUUAUGAAGGCGUGUCAUGAAACCCUGGAGUUUGACCGCAAUAAGCCUGUUUUAGAAAAUUACGCCGAAAAUUUCAUUACAGAGUUUGUCUUGGCACUUGAAAAUACAGAGAAUUCUGAAAUAUUCAAGGCAAUUUUAGAAAUUUUAAUUGAUUUGGUGGAAUUAUAUCCGGAGCAUUUUUACUCGCAAUUUCGAGAUACAGCCGAUCUAUUAUUUGGCUGGCACGUAGACCACACACAACACUUGUCGACCAUAGAAUUCAUAUCUGAUAUGUUGCAGCAUAUAGGCAAGCACUUCCAGUUGAAUUUAGAUUUUUCAGUCAGCUUAAUUUGGAAUUUUGUGGAAGAUAUAGGUACAUAUGCCAGUCAAUUGAAAGAACGAGAUCCCAAUGACGGAAUAGAAAUAAACUGCAUCGAACAUUUAACUGUAUCUGUACUUGCAUUCAAUACAGUACUGAAAUGUUUAGAAGAUGCUUUUCAUCCGAACAAUAACGAACUGGUGUCCGUGAAGGCAGUAUCGGAUUGUUUAAAUCGUAUAUUAAAUACCCUUUCAGGUGUGUUAGAGUUAACUGUGUCUGACAAUUUGAUAAUUGCUGCAAAUGAGAGCAUAUCAAUUCUAACAGCAGUUCUUGGAACAAAAGCAGGCACUUCAAAUAAUUGUUUAUACUCCCUAAUUGACACUGAACUGUCUUUAAUUCGUAAAUUUAGCGACUCUACAGUUAUUUCAAUGUUGUCCAUGAUAGCAACUAUAAUUAGAGAGCUAUCUGCCAACCUACCUCAAGAAUUAAUUCACAAAUUGAUCGGACCGAAUGCGGAAGUCAGAAAGCUGCGUACUUCACAUUCUCAACUGAUACAAAAUAACACGGUUUGUCUGUAUCAGGCUUUACUUAAUUUAAAAAAUAUCCCACUACUCCAAGAGGCUUACAGAUGUGUUUUAGGUGACUUGGAACUCAGCGUUAAAAAGAUCGUUCCCGAAAUAUCGCCCUUUUGUUUUAAUAGUCUAUUUGAAGAAGGAAAAGAUGAACUGAAUGAAGAUGCAGAACUUAGUAUAUUAUUCUUUCUUAAUUGUUUGUCGCAACUUGCAACCUCCAGCGGAUCGAUAAUAGGACUGUGGGCCUUAAAACCCAGCAUAUUGGAAUUGUUAGGAGUUUUACUGAAACCUGACCACCCAGGGUUGAUUAAGAACGCUCCCACAUUGCACCAUUGCAUCUUGUACCUCCUCUAUUUGCAUUCUAAAUGUUACAAUCAUUUUAUAUCAAGCAGUAGUCUAGUUACCAACAGUCAAGUAAACGCCAGUGUAAUGGGACGAUUGUUAGUUGGCGAAAAUCUGAAUAUAAAUGACGUAACUACGAAAUCGCCAAACAGUGGGAAUUUUGCUGUUAUAUUAAACGUACUACAUAAUAAUUUGAAUGUCAAGACAAGUUCAGAAACAGACAUGCUAUUACUGCAAUGGUUACACGAUAUUCUUAUCAAUUCGGAACGCUAUCUCGAAAUACUUUAUUGUAGCGAGGAAUUCGUAAAAGUCGCUAACGUUUUGGUCAAGUGUGGCCACAGUUUCGACGAAAAAAUAAUCUUAGCAGUAGCAUCCAAUCUAGAAAAAUUGUUGCACGACAAAAAUCUUUCUUGGAACAAUACUUUUUUGAACGACGUCCAUGAAUUGUGUGUUUUACAAAUGAAUUGUAACAAUCCGAAGAUACGGCAAAGCUACACAAAUUUACUUGCAAAUAUCCCGUGGGACGUUAACGUAAUUCAAAUCAACAAAAUAUAUUCGCUAGAAGAAUCCAAGAGAAGAUGCAGCAACUUAUCCGAAAAUAAUAAUUAUGUUGUUACGCUGGCACAACACCUUCACCAGUCGGGAUCUAUAUUCGGAGAAAUGGCACCGCUCCACUUCAAGACUUUCAUGAAGUUUUUAUUAAAGAAUGAAAAAAAAGAAGACAGUAAUUGGUUGGAGGACAUAUUCGUUUGUUGUUGGCCAUUAGAGUCUGACUGUUCCGUCAACAUGGAAGAGUUCCAAACUUUAGCCCUGACCUCCAGGAUCGUAUUACAAAAUUGGGCCACAUGGGAAGCUGCACAACUUUGCAUCAACUCGAAAUUGAGAACAACCUUAGGAAAACCAACAGAAACGUUCACAAGCAUAGAAAGUUGCCUAAAAUAUAUAGCCAGAGAUAUAAUACAUAGGAAGGGGGAAUCAGAAUCGUUUAAAAUCAGCCAGGAGCAAGUAAGAAUGCUUUUGCAGUUUAUGGAACAUUUGGAGAAAUCUAUUUACAACGCGUACGAAGGUUGUGCGGUUGCUAUGCCUCAACCGAUAAAAACUGUUCGCACCUUUUUCCAUACAAACGCAUCCACAUGCAAGGAAUGGCUUGCCAGGAUACGUCUCGUGAUGAUACACAUUGCCGUGCACAUCGGAGAGUCCGCAAUAGCUUUACGUCACGGCCAAGCUCUGCUCGAAGACUUGGUGAAAAAUAAAAAAACGAAAACUUCUGAGUUUGACAGGGCAGUUCUGUUUACAACACUGAGUCUUUUGAAUUUACGAGAAACCGAGACGCUUUACGGCCUAUAUGUAUGGUGUAAAAACGUGGCCCAUAAGAAGUUCGCGUGGAUUAAGUGCGCUGCCGAACAGUCCAGUAAGAAGUUCGAAAUGGCUGCAGAAAACUACGAAAAAGUUUUUCUAGAAUUAAAAAAGGAAAACGAUGACACCGUCGAAAGUUCAGAAGAGCAACCUCCAGGUGAAUCCAAGACAAUGAAUUUUAAUCUUCAGAUGCAACAUUUUGUAGCCGAUCAAAUAAUUAAUUGCUAUAAAGAGUUGAACGAUUGGGAAAAUAUUGUGGAAUGCUUUAAAGAUAAGGAUUUACUUCAGAUGCAAAACUAUUCGAAUUUUCAGUAUUCCUUCAGAACCGUAAUUCCUGAGUGUGCCGAAACUAUUUUUAAAUACGAGUCGAAUAUACACGCAUUCGAUGAAUUAAUUGAUUGGAAACUAAAAACUGAAGACUGUUGGAGUUUGUACGACAUACUCAAAAAGACCGAAAAUGAAUUGUACGAAGUUGCAUUUAACGUAUUGUCCUCAAAAACGGACGACUUAAUUAUUAAAGUUGAUCAAAACUUGCUCGAAAUCCAGAAUACGAUACAAAACAGUCUUGUAAUGCUGCCUUCAGAGUUUUUACAGACAUUCAAUCUAAUGCAGUAUAUAGCAAAUGGCUUAAAGAAUAUACUAAACAGUACUCCGACGAACACUGUCUUCUUAGUUUCAGAAAACUUUGAAAAAGACCUGGAGAAGAUCGAUUCGACUGUUUUAACGAAAAUACUGUGGUGGUCAGAAUUUUUUGCAAAAACCCAAGAUCAGGGAUUUUCUGCGUUCUGCAGUAACUUACGUUUGGAUAUUAUAAACAAAUCACGUAAAGAGAGAAAUCUUAAAGCUGCCUCUUUGCACAUAAAUAAAUUUCUAGAGCAAAAGGAAUUUCUUGUGGACGAACAUACCAACAGCAGUACAACUCCACUUCAAAAUAUCGCCAGCAUGUUAAUUCAAAAGAGUCCCGAAGUAGGGCUGUGGAGUCUAGACUUGGCAAAAGUUGCUAAAGAAAUAAUUAAACUACUUUAUUUAGUUAAUGACAAACAGUUAACAUUCAACUUAUGUGCAGCAGUUUCGACGGGAAUAUUUAAGAAUGCAGAACUUUUCGGAGGAAAAGAAAUGAGAGAAAUAAGCAGUCGAAUUCUUUUGAAGUUGGCAUCAUGGUUGCAACAAAAUGAAAAUGCCUGUCUGACCGACAUCACCAGUCCUUUGAGCAACUUUCUCAUGGUCCUGCCCGAGAUAAACGUAGUCGAAAAUGUCGGCGUAAAUAUCAUACCUUCUCAUGAACUGGCAGUUGGAAAAAUAUUGCAUUUUAGCGUCCAUCAAUGCGCAACUCUGGCCAAAACAUGGAACGCUUUUGGUACAUGGUGCUAUCGUUGGGGACGUAAAGUUGUGGACCACAGUUCCGACCUGAGUAAUUUAUUAACCGAAGACGACAAGCUGUCCAUUCAGCAAAUCCUGCCCCCUGAAACGAAACAAGAGGAUUUAGCCAGAGUACUUAACGUAUUAUCGCAGACUUAUGCGAGAGACGAAGAUGAUAUAGACUCAAGAGAAAUAAACAUUACUGAAAUUAUACAGACACAAUUAGAAGAUAUUCCUGCAUUGUUUAAUGCUGACGAAAAACAAAUGCAAACGUUGGUUUUUAUGUGGAAAAACGCCCAAAAACGCAUCUAUGCCUACUAUGAACUAAGCGCUCAGGCAUACUUUAAGUAUUUACAAUUGGCCACUACAUCAGGCAGUGCAGACGGCAACCGCUUAGAGUCGAAUAUUAUCACAGCAACUCUUCGACUUCUAAGGUUGAUCGUGAAACACGCCUUAGAACUUCAGAACGUUCUUGAAAACGGCCUGGCAUCAACCCCUACGUAUCCCUGGAAGGCCAUCAUACCGCAACUUUUUUCACGCAUGAACCAUCCCGAGAAUUACGUACGUUUUCGAGUUUCUGAAUUACUUUGCCGUAUCGCCGAAGAUGCUCCCCAUCUCAUCACGUUUCCGGCUGUAGUUGGUGCAGUGGAGGGGGGCGUCAAAUUUGACUUCUCCGAAAUUUCUCUCUCCAAAGACUAUUCUCAAAGUAACGAUAACAAUGAGUACACCGAACUAAACGAUCUAGAAGAUGUUUACGAAAGUGAUACCGACGAUUCAAACAAAACAGUGCUUCAGUCGUGUUUCAAAUCGAUGGUUGAAACUUUGAGCAAACAAGAUCCGGAAACUAUUGCUCAGGUGCAACUGUUUGUCAAAGAAUUGCGACGAAUCACUUUGCUAUGGGACGAACUUUGGCUGGGAACGUUGUUUCAACAUCACAGCGAAAUUAAUAAGCGACAGCAGAUGCUCGAACAGGAAAUAGAGAAAGUAAAUGAAAAUCCAAACCUGGAUAAGCAAGAGAAGAUAUCGUUGAUAACAGAAAAGUACAGAAUUAUAGUUAAACCGAUAGUAUUUAUUUUGGAGCAGCUUUACGCAGUGACCAGUACCGAACCUGAAACACCUCACGAAAAGAACUUCCAAGAUCAAUAUCUACCACUUAUAGAAAAAGUGAUGGAGCAGUUGAAAAAACCGGAAAACCCAGAGAAAGUCCAAGAAUGUUGGCAACCGCUGAGAAUGCUCCAGACCAAGUUCCAGCAGAAAACUCACAAAAGAACGUCAUACACCUUAAAAAUGCAAGACAUAAGCCCCACCCUGGCAGGAAUGAAAGACACAGUUAUCGCCAUGCCGGGCAUAGAAUCGGUCUCUAAAGGCAGAAUAACGAUCGUAGGUCUCUCAAAUCACGUCUCCAUCUUACCGACCAAAACUAAACCCAAGAAACUAAUGUUUUAUGGCUCCGAUGGACAGACGUACACUUACCUUUUCAAAGGACUGGAAGAUCUUCAUCUUGACGAAAGGAUAAUGCAGUUCCUUUCAAUCACGAAUACCAUGAUGCAGGAGAUCACAAACGGUUCUGACCGUGACCUCUACCGCGCCCGUCACUAUUCCGUUAUCCCGUUGGGACCAAGAAGUGGUCUGAUUAGCUGGGUCGACGGGAAGACUCCUGUUUUUGCUCUGUAUAAACGUUGGCAGCAGAGGGAGGCGACUAAACCAGUGUCGAAAUCUAGCUCCACUGCAAACAGCGUUAUUCAAAGGCCCUCCGAACUUUUCUACAACAAACUCAAUCCCCUUCUGCAAGACUACGGGGUCAAGAAUUUGGAAAACAGAAAGGAAUGGCCCCUGUCUAUAUUAAAACAAGUCCUAGUUGAAUUAAUGAACGAAACGCCCAGCGAUUUGCUAGCGAAAGAACUAUGGUGUAACGCAAUAAAUGCGGGCGUGUGGUGGCAAGUGGUGCGAAAAUAUUCGUAUUCUAUUGCGGUAAUGAGUAUUAUCGGUUAUAUAAUCGGAUUAGGAGACAGACACUUGGAUAACGUACUUGUCGACCUGUCCAGUGGCGAAGUGGUUCAUAUAGACUACAACGUGUGCUUUGAGAAAGGAAAGACUCUGCGAGUGCCCGAAAAGGUGCCCUUUCGACUUACACCCAACAUUAGAGAAGCUCUGGGAGUUACAGGAGUUGAGGGAAUAUUUAGACUAGCAUGUGAAAACGUGCUGAAGACAAUGAAGAAGGGAAAAGAAACGUUGUUAACAUUGCUGGAAGCUUUCGUAUACGACCCCCUGAUAGACUGGACUGUUGGCGGAGAGGGUUUAGCCGGAACAGCUUUCAGAGGAGUCGCCGGGAAUUCCCUAACUAAACAAAGUCGCAAAGAUAUGGAAAAAGAAGUAACGAUUUCAAUGUUUCAUGUCAGAUGUACUGAACUUCAAGUAGAUUGGAAAGAAAACAGGGAUGCCAUCGUCGAGGGGAUUCCGAAACUAAUGGAAAAAUUAAAAGCGUGGCUUUCAGUUUACGAAAAAACAUCGCAAGCUGAGGACACCCUACAGGACCUCCAUCAACAGAUGGCUCUGGUGAAAGAGGCGGAGGCGUAUGGCACUUUACAUUCACUUUACAGCCUACCGUCACGUUACGAGGCCUAUUGCAAAACGAAGAACGCAAUAAAUAACGCCAAAAAAGAACUGGAAAGCUUGAUGCUAGAAUGCGAAACGAUUAUCAACGCCUAUGCGGAAGCGGUCAAGAUGCUGGAGAUGAAUCAGUGCACGAAAUGGUUCGUUCAACAAAGUUCUGCCAUUGCCGAGAACGACGUAUUCGAAUUAGUAAGGGACUUCUUGCUGAAAGCCGGUCAAAUGAACACAAUACUUCAGUGUGAGCAGUCCGAGGCCAGCGUCAGCCAAUUAAGGCAGAAACAGAAGAUCGUGGCCCUGAAAAGUAUAAACAUGCUGAAGGAGUAUUUCGACGUAUUGUCCCAUAUGCCACUCUCCUACCAAGAAAAUCAUACAAUCGGUUAUAUUCUCCACUGGUGCAAAUCCCUCCUGGAAAUGAAAAGCGUUGAUUUUGAGGAUGUUGUAUUUCAACAGUUUCGCACCUACUUUGAUAAUAUGAAGACCAGUAGUCAGCCCGUUCAAUACGUGGCCGAAUUCUCUCACAUGCUCCGCGUUCUUUAUAACGAGUCUGCUGCUCAAGUGUCCCAAGUUUACGAAGAAUAUCGCAAACACCGGGUCCAAGACGCUAAUAACAACGUGGAGAAGGUAUACAACGAGUCAAAACUAGCUGUCGCGUCGUUUCUUAGACGAGAAUCGGCCGCUUAUAAUGCAUUUGAAUUUAUUAUCGUCACAGAACUAUUAAAUCUGAACCAGAAUUAUUUAAACUAUGAAACGGCCGCUUCAAGGGGAGCCGAUUUUCUUCUGAAAAUUGCCUCCAGAUAUGGAGACUGGUUUUUGGACGAUUUGACGUGGUUUAAUAACAAGGCGAUGGAGUUUGUCAGUUAUCUAUUCGUACAGCAGAAUUCUCAUCUUCAAGAAGAGCCGUUUGUCCAAACCAUCACUGUACUUAAAGGUACCAAUUUCGUAUACAAAGGUUUGCAGGAAUUGUACUUCAGUUUCCAUACAAUCAUUCUACCGGAAAGCGUAAAGAAAAUACAGAAAGAGGAGCCGAGCGUAAUGGGAAUGAUCCGGGAUUUAAAAAAAUUGAUUAUGAGUGCCGGUACCAGUCUCCAAGAUCUGGUUAUUCAGCUGGAGAAGUGCCUCGCGUGCACCGUAAUGGAAAUGGAUACUACGGCGUCUUUCGUAACAACUCAUAAAAUCGUGUCCGAUCUAAAAUUUCACUUUGCGUCUUUUCUACAACCGCAAUCGGAGGAACUAAGUCAUGGAAUGAUGCUUCUAAUGGGUUUCAACGGUUUAUUCGAAAAAUUGUCACUCGAAUUCGACACCUUAAUCGGAUCGAUCACCUCUUUAGACAUUCCACCCUGUUGGAAAAAAUUAGAUCAAGUACGUGAUGCGAAAUGUAUAGCCGCUCCCAUUUAUAACGAACGUUGUAAAGCAAUAUUGGACGACAUAUUCCUAUUGAAACGUUUACAAGCAAUGUCAGACUUCUUCGACCUCUGCGUCGAUGCGGCCGCUUCGUUUAAAGGACUUACUCCCCCAGUCGCGUUUGAUGACGAAAAAAUGGACAAACCGAUUAAAAGAUUCGUGGCCGACUUUAUAACGCGUCAAUUUUUAGGCGUCACGACCGAAAAUAUUGUUUAUGUAAUAUGUUUUUUGCUGGAACAUAUGGGACUGAACAUUACCAACGAAAUCGAGCAGAAAGACGUAGGGGCCGAGAAUAAGGUACCUCUGGAAGAACUCCUCAGAAAGGGCUACGGAGUAUUUAUGAAACAAGGACUAUUUAAUCAAAACGUUAUCGCUCAAGCAUCAAGCUUGGAAACGAACAUGAAAUCUUCCUGGGAAAAUACCCAAAAACCUAAACAACUGGACCAGAAGUUGUCUCUUUGGCAGUCGACAGUAGAAAGGAUCAAGCACCAACUUAUGGCACACAGUUGGCUUCACGAAGACAUCUUGGUCCACAGAACGCCUGCCAAUGAAUUUCAAACAACUUUACGAAGCACUUUUCUUCACGAGAUGACCGAAUACAUGAAAGAAUUAGGUACAAUUCAUGCUCAUCUUAAAGAAAACUUGGACACUCAAAAGAACUUGAUAUCAAGCAUUAUGCAACGUUUAACUUGGGCUGCAGGUGCCAAUCCCGACUUGAGCGGUGUUCUAACCGCCUUCGAAGCCUCCGUCAGUGCUCGAGAGAACGAUUUCAAAUUGGAAGAGACCACCACGGCCCUCAUACUUAAAACCACAAAUGGCGUAAUUCAAUACGAAAUGCUUCGUCUGGAGCCGCCAGAUAGCAACGUCUACUGCAUGAGAUUCUUAAAGGGAUGUGUACAAUGGAAAGAAGCCUGUCCUCUUGUAAAUUCGGAAGUGGACGCGGUGUCGACAAUAGAAGAGAACAUAAUGAAACUUUACACAAACGAAAUGGCAGGCACGCCUAAUUGGAUUCCGUUGUUAUCCGAAAAAAUAUCUCAAAUUAUAACUCAAACCCAAAAAGAAUUGACGAACCUUAAGGAGGAGACGUUUUUCGCAUCCCAUGACGUCGUCGCGGACCUCGACCGAGUUAAAAAUUCUUACAUGAGACAUUGCAAACUAAUGGGCGAGUUUAAAAAUCUAAUCAAGUCUCUUACUCGUGUUGAAGAGUGUGCAUCUGAUGCCCAGUUGUUCAUCGUUGAAUAUAAAAAGUACGCCGAGCAUUUCGGACCUUUGCUUCAUAAGUUAAAGAAGGAACUGACAAAAGAAGAUGUUCAGGACGCAGUUGUGGGAUUGGAGCGUAUAUUGAAUAGGACCGAGGCGAUUUACAACGGACUAUUGGAGUUGGAAAAGUGCCCUGACAAAGGCGAGACAUUUAGGACGUUAAUGAAAACGGACGAAGAAGAAAAUGGUCUGUUGUUGAAGGCUCAACAGAAAGAAAACGGAUCGAGGGCGGGACAUCAGCGCAAUUCGUAUGCCAUAGGAGUCUGGAAACGGGUCAGGAUGAAGCUCGAAGGAAGAGAUCCGGAUCCCGGCAGAAAGGUGACUGUACAAGAGCAGGUGGAUUAUGUAAUAAACGAAGCUACGAACCUCGACAACUUGGCCUUGCUGUACGAAGGCUGGACGCCGUGGGUGUGAAAGGGUCAGAACCUGACGGCAGCGGUCGUCCUGCCUGGAUCCUCUUCUUCGUAAACCAACAACAAAAAAAAAUAUUCGGCGACGGUCAAUCAUUGUUGCUGCCUGUGAGCGCUUGAAACAACAAACAAAAUAUUAAAAAAAAAAACAGCAAGCAGGGGCAACAAACAGCGGUCGCGCAAUGCAAAAUAAACAAAUAAUUAAAAAUACACGCGUAAGGUAAUAGCAGGUCCGGGACUUGCGUCCCUUUCCACAAAACCCCGUGUUUUUGUGGCGUGCGCGUUCCCGGGGAAUCGCGGGUCGACUUGUAUUUCAUUGGCCUCGUAAAAACAACAAGCAAGAAUAAAAAAAAACGUU